Messenger RNA from Calidris pugnax (ruff), 907 nucleotides. It is a transcript of the gene PTRH2, whose product is annotated as peptidyl-tRNA hydrolase 2. Gene Ontology annotation, cellular component: cytosol; mitochondrion. The record is from RefSeq and is a predicted model, not a curated record. The coding region runs from base 271 to 789 and encodes 172 amino acids. The transcript is spliced from 3 exons. Gene Ontology annotation, biological process: negative regulation of anoikis; positive regulation of anoikis. Gene Ontology annotation, molecular function: peptidyl-tRNA hydrolase activity. Lineage: Eukaryota; Metazoa; Chordata; Aves; Charadriiformes; Scolopacidae.
GCUGGAGGCGGCUCCGCUCCCGCCCGGGCAGCGGCCCUACAGCGAAUUUGGGGUAUUGACUUUAACCCCCCACCCUUUUACCGUUUCUCUCGCUAUUUUAAGGUGUAGCUUUCGCAUAAUUUGCGGGUUUUUUACUUAGUUUUGCUUCCCGAGGUGAAGCCCGUCACCGGUGAGCUGUGCACCGUCACCAGUGACAUCUUUGCCAUGAGAAAACCACCUCUGGGAGGGGAAAACACCACACACUGAGGAAGCCAGUCUCCAAAAUCCACCAUGGAUUACCUCUCCAAACCGGGCUUGCUCAGCGUCAUCGCCGGCGUUGCCUGCGGGGUGUGCCUGGGAUGGGGCAUCCGUGGGAGAUUCCUGCGGCCGCCCAAAGCUGGAAUGUCCGUCCCCGCCAACGGGCUGGGGGGUGAAACUGACAUCAUGGGGGAGUCCGGGGAGUUCAAGAUGGUGCUGAUCGUCCGCAACGACUUGAAGAUGGGAAAGGGCAAAGUAGCGGCGCAGUGUUCACACGCCGCCGUUUCCGCCUACAAGCAAGUUCAGAGGAGAAACCCCGAGCUCCUGAAGCAGUGGGAGUACUGUGGACAACCUAAGGUGGUCCUCAAAGCUCCCGAUGAAGAGACUCUGAUCCAGCUCCUGGCUGAUGCUAAAAACCUGGGACUGACUGUGAGCUUAAUACAAGACGCGGGUCGUACUCAGAUAGCUCCAGGCUCCCGGACAGUCCUCGGUAUUGGACCAGGACCAGCUGAUGUAGUAGAUAAAGUCUCCGGUCACCUAAAACUCUUCUAAACCAGGGGACAAAGAAAGCGCAUUGGUGUAUGUCAGUACUGAAGGGAUAAAGUCCAAAUAUGGGGGAUUUUUCUGUAGUUAUCGCAGUAGAAAUAAAAUCACCAGGUUUUGUAAGAGA